GUUUAUAGAAUGUUGCCUAUGAUAAUCUGACUGACAAGUUCUUUUCAAUACAAAAAUGGCUGCUGUGCAACAAAAUUUAACAAAAAUGGUCUCGGCGCAGCUACGCAACAAGGCAAACGAGUUUUUAAACUCCAGAAAACAUGCUAACAAUCUUGCCGAUAUACUGCAAAUGUUCGAGGCGGAGACGGACAAUUAUACGCCGCUUUUGCUCACAAUCGAAGUCAUAUUCACCGAACUACUGAAGCGGGGUGAUAUGAUCGAGGAAUUUGUGCCACUGAAGCCAGCAGACCACAGUCCAGAAGCGGAGUACACAAGAUGGCUGCGCACAUGCUACGAGUCGGCACUCACGCGCACUCUGAUCUGUAUAAAGAACGGUCGCACGAACUCACGUCUGCAAGCACUGGUGACCGCGUGCAAGCUGCUGCAGGCUGAAGGAAGACACCCACUAGAGCCCAGUAACGGAUAUUACUUCCCUGCGUUCAGGCUCAAG
Messenger RNA from Manduca sexta (tobacco hornworm), 490 nucleotides. Its product is annotated as nucleolar complex protein 4 homolog A-like. NCBI's taxonomy places the organism in Eukaryota, Metazoa, Arthropoda, Insecta, Lepidoptera, Sphingidae. Gene Ontology annotation, cellular component: small-subunit processome; Noc4p-Nop14p complex; nucleolus. Gene Ontology annotation, biological process: ribosome biogenesis. The record is from RefSeq and is a predicted model, not a curated record.